This is a messenger RNA of Paralichthys olivaceus (Japanese flounder), 1818 nucleotides long. RefSeq names its product CMP-N-acetylneuraminate-beta-galactosamide-alpha-2,3-sialyltransferase 1. Gene Ontology annotation, molecular function: beta-galactoside (CMP) alpha-2,3-sialyltransferase activity. The record is from RefSeq and is a predicted model, not a curated record. Gene Ontology annotation, cellular component: membrane. Lineage: Eukaryota; Metazoa; Chordata; Actinopteri; Pleuronectiformes; Paralichthyidae. Gene Ontology annotation, biological process: sialylation.
UUUCCUGAAAGAAAGAAAAGAGCAACAGGCUCAUUCGACAGCAGCGAUAUAGCUCAGCCGCUCGCAUCACGUGGACAACAGGGUAGCUUUGUUUUUCUUGCACCUUCAGAACAUGAUGCUAUUUCUGUCCACGGCACUUCCAUAGAUCUCAGCCAACUGACUUUGACUGAAACGACAUGUCUCUACCCAAGCGGACGAGAAUCAGGACUUUUGCUCUGCUGUUUUGUGUCAUUACUUUUACAACGUUCCUGUUUAGCUACACUUUCCGGGACCCAUCAGUCUACUUCAAAUACGCCUUUCGCCUGUCGGACAACUUUUUCUCCAAAGGGCCGUGUGCCUGUCGACAUUGCAUGACGCAGCUGGAGGACGACCCCUGGUUCGCUGAGCACUUCAAUCAGUCCAUCCACCCUCUGAUGACCAGAGAGAACAGCGUCCUCUCUGAUGAAACCUUCAAAUGGUGGCAGUGGUUGCAGUCAGAGAGUCAGCCGGCCAACUACAGCGAGGUGGUGGAGGAGCUGUUCCAAUUCAUCCCUGAUGAGGUGCUCUACAUGGAUGCCAGCCCCGAGCGCUGCAGGACCUGCUCUGUCGUGGGGAACUCUGGGAACCUGAAGGGGUCCCGGUACGGCAGCCUCAUCGACUCCAGCGAGUUCAUCAUCAGAAUGAACCAGGCUCCCACCAGUGGCUUCGAGGAGGAUGUGGGAACCAGAUCAACUCAUCAUGUCAUGUAUCCAGAGAGCGCCAUAGACCUGGACAACAACACCAGUCUAGUCCUGAUCCCUUUCAAGACUCUGGAUCUGCAGUGGAUCAUCAGUGCCCUCACCACAGGCACUAUCAAAUACACCUAUAGGCCUGUCGUGCCCAGGAUUAAAGCCAAUAAAGAUAAGGUGUUAAUUUACAGUCCCACAUUUUUCAAAUAUGUCUACGAGUCUUGGCUCGAGGGUCACGGGCGAUACCCUUCGACCGGCUUCCUCAGCUUACUGCUCGCCCUCCACAUAUGUGAUAAGGUCAGUGUGUUUGGAUUUGGAGCUGACCAGUACGGAAACUGGCACCACUAUUGGGAGGACAACCACUUAGCAGGAGCUUUCAGAGACACGGUGGUCCACGACGGAGAUUACGAAUAUAACGUCACCUUGCUGCUGGCAGACAAGCACAAAAUCCAAAUGUUUAAAGGCAGAUGAUACCAACCCUGUUAUGUGUAGUGAGACGAACCUCACACACUCACAGACAGGCUUUAAAUGAUGAUUUUUCCUUUCACCGCACGGUGAAAGAACAUUUCAAUGAUUUCCAAAGACAUUGUCAAACGAACUCGUCUCGACUCUACAGCUCUCUGUUGCUCGCUGAAGCUACUGUUUGAGAAAUGUCUCUCCUAUUGACAAACCCACAGUUUCUCUUUGUUCCUAGAAAAAGCCUUGACACAAUGUCAAGACAAGACUUAAGCAACACUGCCACUUGUUUCAUAUUACAUACAAUCGCUUUGCAACAUGCCUCAGUGUGAUUGUCCUCCCCCUCUCUGCCUGCCACUCAGCUUUCACAUCAGUAGUGUUAUUCUAUGCCCGAGUACACAACUGCACAACCGCACACAACUGUUACAGUAGGUUGUGUUGUGCAGCUAGUUGGUUUGUGUUCCACUCCAACCAUAGACUGUGUAUAAAGAUGGGAGUCAUGAAAGUAAGGCCAAAGCAUCUCGAUCGCCACCUGAUGGCUGGCUGCAGUAUGAGUCAUAAAUCCUGCCUCCUCCAUGUAACUGGAUGAGACAUGGGGCCAAACUAAAUAGCCAAAGUGCACGUGAUGGUUUCUGUCAUUUUAGGUAGUUAUUAU